UUAAGUAAAAGUAGUAAUACUACAAUGUAAAAAAUACUCCAUUACAAUUAAAAGUCCCGCAUUCAAAAUUAAGUAAAAGCACUAUAUUAUCUGCAAAAUGCUCUCAAAAUAUCAAAAGUGAAGCGCAGUAACAUGCCCUCGUGAGCUAUAUAUCAUCAUAUGUAUGACAUCAUUUGAUUGUAGUAGAGAUGCAAUAGUGUGGAGGCAGCAUUUUGCUGUUGCAGCCGGUCGAGGUGGAGCUAAUCUUAACUACUUUAUAUACAGUAAAGUGUAUAUAAAGUCAUUGAAAUUAGCUUGUGCCACCUUACUACAUAUAGUCAUUAGUCAAGGUCAUUAGAGGUUACUAUAUAUAGUAAGGAGGCGGGGUGGUGCAAGAGGGUUCCUGGUUUGAACCCAGGGUGGGGGAGCCCUUCUGUGUGGAGUUUGCAUGUUCUCUCCAGGUACUCCAGCCUCCUCCCUCAGUACAAAGAUAUGCAGGUUAACUGGUGACUCUAAAUUGUCCGUAGGUGUGAAUGUGAGUGUGAAUGGUUGUCUGUCUUUAUGUGUCAGCCCUGUGAUAGUCUGGUGACCUGUCCAGGGUGUACCCUGCCUCUCACCCAAUGUCAGCUGAGAUAGGCUCCAGCCCCCCCACGACCCCUGACAGGUUAAGCUGUUACAAAAAAUGACUGAAUUAAUGAAUGACUAGUGUAGUCCCGUGGCUCAUCUCUCUUAAAACUUAGAUUUCUUUUUUACUUUUUCCUCUACUCUGCUUUUCUCAAUCAAAUGCAGUUCAAGUUAAAAUGCGUUUAUUUGUCAUUACUUCUCCUUACAGACAUGUAAAGAAUAGAAUGAAAUACACAUCUCCAGGGCUGCAGUGUAAUAGACAUGUUAAAACAAAUAGCUGUCAUUUUUAUAUCUUAAAAAGACAAAAGUUAUGAUGUAAUAUUUUAGCCCAAAUUGACCAUGUGUGUACGUGUGGGUUUUCACAUAUGAAUUGCAUCAUCUAUUCUCAGCAUAACUAGUCUGACAAGUCUGCUGAGUCUGGCAGUUCAGCUUCUAGAGAGCCUGGGAAGGAAAAUCUGUUUUUGAGCCAGCGGGUGUUGGCCCUAAUGCUACGCAGGCUACUGCCAGGAGGUUGGGGUGUUAUUUAACUGAUCUCUCUGGUGUAACUGCUAGCGACUCAAAGACACCAGGGUUUUGAUAUUAACAAUGUCCCAAUGGCCCGUGGCCAUGAAGUUCCUCUGUAUGCACCCAACAUUCUCUGUAGAUGGCCACUCAGUUUAAUCAGGUCUCUCUUGAGAAUGAGACUGUGUCCCCAUGAGCUUGUUUAUUUAUGGUACUAACAUGGGUCUUGGGUGAUCGCAUCACAAGUGGACAGCUCUGGCUGUUCACAACUGGCAUUAGAGUGCGUCUCUACCAAGCAGCAACCACCUGGGCUGAAAAAUUAAGCCAGUGCAGACGUGUCAGAAACUGCAGUUCUUUGAACACAGGGGGUGAAUUCUUAUAUAACUCACCUGUUUACAUUUUAUUGAGCCAAUUUUAAAACCAGAAAAUGUUGAUGGGCCAGACAUUUUCAGAGCCGGCAAUGUUGGAGCUUAGUAUUAUUAUAACAGUCCUGAUUAAUUGUGCCCUGGGCCGUUUAAUACAGGGUCUCUGUACCAAUCCCUGGCCAGGCCACUCAGAGGUUGCUUCUGGGCCACAAGUGGCACACGGGCCGCCAGUUAAAUAGGCCUGCAACAGGUGGUUCUCAUAUCCCCAACACUACCUCCUCCUACAACGCAAACGAUCUGUUCGAUUGCAAAAGAAUUCCAUCAUCUUACAAGCUGUUGUGAUGGAUUACCUCUCCUAGUGAGUAGCACACACAUACACACUACCCAGAGGAUGUCAGCUGAGUAAGCAAUCCUUCAACGUGGCCCAGGACCUAUUAGCAUACACACUGCUGAGGGAAUGUGGCCAUAUGUGUCCUAGACCCCCUCUGAAUGUGGAGAUGUCAAGAUGCACAGGGUGCGUUGACACGUGUACUUAGAGCUGUCCACUGGUGACCUGAUCAUCCAAGACACAUGUUAAUGCCAAGUGUAAACACACACACAGAGAUUACCUGUCUCAAUAAAGGUUGCAAUGCUACAGUUCCACAAACAUCCCGAUUCAUCUGCAUCUUUUAGUUCAACAUUCUACACAACCUGUGAAAAGUAUUUUUUGCUAGCUAUUUAUAAAUAUGGUGAGGCUACUGAUGUGUGGGUUCACUAAGCCUACUCAAACUGCUAACACGAUCCUUACAGAAGAACCAGAAACAGAAAAGGCAGACGAUGAAAAAAUGAAAAGGCAACAGACAUUUAGUAAUGAACGGAAGGAAGUGGUUGGAAUAUGACACAUUAUAGGAGGUAAUGUACUGGUAUGUGGGCAGCCAGUUUCACUAACUAGCCGAGACGUCUAGCUUGUUUUUCAUCAGAAUCAAUGCCUUCAGGAAACAGCACAUCACAAUUCAUGGGAAAACACUGGAAGGGAGGGAGGGAGAGUGUGUGUGAGGCAAAGGCACGGCAUUCUGUCAAUGUCUUUUCAUUUACUGAAGCAUCACAGUUAAGGAAGGCUAUUUUACAUUGCAUUAAAUGGCAUUUUCUGCAUUGUUUUUACAUGAGUUUACAUUUGGGCCUCCAAAAAGUACUCCAGUCAGGAGCACUUUAGUCAAAGAAUACUUAAUGUCUAUUAGCAGUUUGAUAUUUGGGGGUAUGACUCUGUUCCGGGACCUCUCUGCUCUUCCACGAGCCUACGUGGAAAGGUGAAGGCGGAGGGAGCAAACCUCUCUGCCAUCACCGUGCCUACGUGGAAAGCCUAAAUAAUGUACUUCGUUUCCCUAAUUUAGGGGCUUGGCGGCUCCCGGGGACUGUGCUUAAAAAUAUUAGCAUCUGUCCCUGGACAUCUGAAACAUGACAGUGCUUCAGGGGUCACAAGCCAAAAAGGCUAUGGUGGUCCAACUGUUUUAAUCUAAACAGUGUGUUGUAUUUUAUUCUGUCUGCUGAUCAUUUGCUUUGUAAUGUAAAAUCUUAAUCUUAAAAGUAAUGAGUAAAUCUAGCUGUUCAAAGUUCAGUUAUCUAAUCAAAUCUACUCCAGAAUCUAUGAACAUGAAAAUCUCUUUUUAGCUGAUGAGUUUAACUGAUGGACCUUGAUUGGCCUCCAGAGUUGUUGCGAUGUCACAUAAUUAUCCCACACAUACAGGUCUUAAAGUCAGUUUAAAGGUGAGCACAGAAAAAAUGUUCUCCUUUCAGCAGAUGAAUGUGAAAACAGACUUCCAGUGUUCACGUCUGCACGGAUAUCAUUCUGCAUAUUGAAAGUAAAAACACACAAUAAACAAAGCAAUUGUUUUCAAAAAAGGGGAAAUCUCAAAUUCCAAACAUGAUUCUGCUGCAGAAAAUAAAGGAACUCCCUGUUCACAUAUGAGUGUUAAUCGCUGGUGUGAAUACUAAUUCAUUCUGUCUAAAGCCAGAGCCUCUUCACACCACAAUAUUAUGACACAUGGAAAUAUAUCAUUAAAAUAGAUGUAAAUGUAAAGAAAAGGGCUUAAAGAUUGUUUGUUUUGUUUGUUUGUUUUUGCAAUGCUGGGUUCAAGUGAGACAACACUUAAAAUGUAACCCUGAUUUCUAAUCGUUAUAACUUUGCUGCAGGCUCAUCUAAAACUUGUGAUCAUGUCCUUUAGGAUUUAGCAACAUUCAAAUAUCUGAUGGAACUUGUGGGUUUGUUUACUGAUGGUGUCAGUCAAAGUUGAUUAAACUACACCCACACAGUCCUGAUGAAGCCGAGAGAUACAGUCAUUAUUUAUGGAAACGCCCACAAAAUGUCACGUUUACACCGAGGGGGAAAACAAAGCGUUCGCCACCAUGCUGAAGAGCUGCUGUGUGGCUUUUUGCACACCAAUGCAACUUAAAAAUCCAGAGCUAGAGGUUAUUUAUCACACACAGACCCUGACUAAUGGGGACAUUUUUUAAAACUGGACCAGUAUUAUUAUAGUCGCCAGAGCUCAGGGCAUUUUCGACCAUCAUUCUACGUCUACUUAAAGUGCUUGUGUAUUUUAUGUCUGACAACUUCAUGGAAAGGAUCCCUACAGAGAUGGAUGUUUUACUAAAGAGUAGGAUCCUUUGGUUUAAACUAGAAACAGCCCCAAAAUCGCUUCCGUCAAGCUUCAGUUGGGCGUCUCUUCUCAUUAUAUUUGCAGAAAAACACACUGCCACACACUUCCAGGAGUCAUAAGUGAUGACUGAACGGCGAAAGGUGUCUGCACACAGUGACAGGCUGCAUUCACAUUUCAAAACACCUACUUGAGAUCUCAUCAUCAUUGAUUCCCCUUUGAUAAAAGGAUAACGCAGCUCACUCAAAGAUACAACUGAUGCUCUGGACUUGCAAAAGUUUUCCUUCCACUCCUCAUCGACAACAGUCCCCCACUGGAAAGCCCCACAUCAUCUGACCAACGCCAUUUCCAGUGGACUUUAAACCGCAGAUGCUGAGAUGGAACACUGAGUGCAGCAAACGCCUCCGUUCAUCCAUGAAGUGGUGCAGCAAUACUAAGUUUAAAUGUAAAGUACUCAUUAGACCAAGCAGUGCUAACAUAAUGAGUCCACCGUUGUUGGUAUUAUUUCUGGGAAAUAUUCAUUACACAAAGACACAAUAGGCAUGCAUGAGUUGAGGAGAUGAGGUCAUCAUUUCCUAUUUGCUCCGUUUCACAUGUCCACACAGAUAAACACUGACCAGUUUUUAAAAAUCCUCACCUUAGAGGACUUUUUAAAAAAUCUCAGAUUAAUUGACCUAAUAUCUGUAUUCAAAAAUAUCUGUGUAGACAGGGCGUUAAUGAAUUACACCUAAAUAUGUUUUUAUGAAAGACUUAACUUUGAUUAAUGCCGUUUUAAUUUCACCGAAUCUUCGAAUCUUCACCAACGUGUAUAGAAAAACUUAAUAGUUUGUGGGGGCUGUAAGUUCUACUUACGGUUCUUACAGUAAAGCACAAUCUUGUACCAGCGAUGUCUCGAUGAAUGUGACCACAAAAUCUGAACUGUGAGUUCCGUGGAACUAAACAAGGACAUAAUGUUCUCGUUGGGCAGAGUUGAGCUUUGACAACAAGAACAACUUGGUUUUCAAGAUGCUGAGUUCUUUAAGUCUGACCACAUUGACGUUUUGCAUUCACUUUGUCACAAAUCUCAACAGAAUCAAUUAGUCUGUCCUCCAUUCAUACAUACUGAGCUGGUGGGAAAUGAUGAGGAGACGCAUGGAAAUAAGAACUUGUACCUGUGCAUCAUUUUACUGCUACAGGUAAGAAGAACGGAAGAAAACACAAAGAACUGUUUGUUCACUUCGUUGUUUUGAGUGGGGACAGCACCCAGCAGCCCACAACCGCCCCACAUGUCUGUCGUGUUUCAUGUGUGGGUGUGUGUGUGUUAGUGUGUGUGUGAUAACAGAGAUAAGGUAGGAGAUAGUUGGUGACAUUUACAUAAUCCCGGAGAACAUACACUGGUUAGUUGGGGAUGUCCCAUGGAGCAUGAAACCAAAAACAGUAAAGUGAAAUGGAAAGUGACCCUCUCACUCUUUAGCUCACCAUGUUUUCAAAACCCAACUCUCACUACUGUUUUCAUACCAAGAUCUCUCAUCUUGAUGUCUGCGUCUGCUUUUGAAAUACUGGAACUUGGUUCCUCUACAAUCAACCCAUUCCACACUCGGAACAAAACAGCGUUUCAGCAAUAAAGUCUUACAUUACUAAAGCUCGCUCCUCGGUACCGUUAAGCUCUUAUUGCAUUACAACUCCUUCAGGUGUAACUUUUACUUUAAAAGAGAGGUUUACAGCUUUUUAAGCUCGUCUUACUUAAUUAUGGUCAGCUGCCAGUGUCUAUUGAAACAGCUUUUUAUCUCUGUCAGUGCGUCCGUGUGUAUCUGUCUGACAGCAGCUUAUCGCAUAAACUACUGGACCAAUAAGCCUAGUAUUUUGUAUGUAUGUUUACGACUGUAUGCUCGCAGACCUGUUAUGGUUGUGAUUAAACAUUACAUCAGUUUUCUAUUUUAAUUUUGUUUCUAAUUCUUGUUUUCAGUUCAGUUUGGUUUCAGUUAGUUUGCAGAGUCGGUUUGCUCAUUACUUGCUGUUGUAAUAUAAAAUUCACAGUCCUUGUUCUUUGUGAAAAAAUACAUCCCAAAGUUAGGACAAAAUAUAAACCUUAAACAAAAACUGAAUUCUUACACAAACCUUUGCGUUGAUUUAUCUAUAAAAGUAUUAAAGCUUCGGUCACAUGGUGCUUUCUUAAGAUAUCAAACAUCCAAAAGUAACCAAUUAAAACAAUGGAUGAUUGACACAUACACAUACACAUGUAAACACUAAAUUCUUUUCUGCUGCUGCUAUUUAUAUGUCCUGCUUGUUUUGCGAUGUUGUUCUAUAUGUACAUAUGUACGUCACUACAGCUCAAUGAGCAACACUGUCCGGGGGAAAAGAAACAAGAGAAUCUUACACUUAAAACACGUUUCUUUGGAUGAUGCUGAAACCUCAUAUUGGCAUUCUUCAUGAAUUGAAGUAAACAGGGACCAAGUUUAACAGCAGGACAAUACCAAAACAUCAGUCUACAAACUCUCACACAACUAAUGCAGUAUAUGCAGCUCAUACAGUAUGCAUGCACAUGCUCCGUUAUGUUCGAGGGUGCUACUCAUGAGCCAAACUGUAAUGUUUUGGUAAAAAUGCAGGUGUUUGGGAAGUACUGAGCGUACAACUGGAUGAACAAGACUUGGAUUAUACUGCAAGAGUUGUGUGACUUUGUAAACUGAAUUUUUUAUACAGUUUUGUGGUCGUUAAACACAGCCCCAAUGACUUCAAUUCUUUAAGAAUGUUCACCUCUUUCAGAUUCCUCGUUCACCAUGGAGGCAUGCACUAAGAACAAAGUGUUCUUCACAAAUUUAAGGUAACAUACGAUGAGCAAUUGAUGAACAAAUGGUCAUUUUGCAGGUGAAAUUUUACCCCACACUGCUGAUGUGGCAUAUCUUAAUUUUCUAAAUGUAUCAAAAUUUGGGGUUCAAGCACUUCAGAAAGCUGGGAAUUACUCUUUUGGAGCUAGUUACUUUAUAUACUGCUCAAACAAAUUAAGAGAACACUUAAAUCACACAUCAGAUCUUGAUGAACGAAUUAUUCAAGUUGAAAAUCUUUACUGAUGUACAUAGUGUAGUUUGUUGGGAACAAAAUGACGUAACAACGGUCAACGGAAUCCAAAAUCCUCAACCCACUGAGGGCUGGAUUCAAAAUCACACCGAAAAUCAUUAAUAAUUUAAAUCACAGGCUGAUCCAACUAACGCGAAUUUCAUCACUGCAACUCGUGAUGUGACUCAGUGGCGUGUAUGGCCCUCACAUGCCUGUAUGCAUUCCUGACAACAUCUGGGCAUGCUCCUGAUGAGUCGGCGGAUGGUGGGGAUCUCCUCCCAGACCUGGACGGUAACGGCCGGUCUCCUGGUAUCUCCUCCAUGUUCUUGAGGCUGUGCUGGGAGACACAGCAAACCUUCUUGCGACCGCACGUAUUGAUGUGCCAUCCUGGAGGGGCUGGACUACCUGUGCAACCUGACUGGGCUGCAGGUACAGCCUCAUGCUACCAGUAGUGACAAAGACACUAGCAGAACACAAAACUAGAGAAGAAUCAGUCAGGAAGGAGAAGGAGAGAGCAACUGUCUGUAGACACCACAUGUAAAACCAUUCCCUUUUUGGGGGUUGUCUUGCUUUUGCCUCUCUGUUGCACCUGUUGUCACUUUGAUUUGCACCAAAGCAGCUGGAACUGAUUCACAAUCACUUGUGUUUCCUAACAGACAGAUUGAUAUCUCUGAAGUUUAACUGCCCUGGUGUUAAACUGUGACCAUUAAGUGUUCCCUUAAUUUUUAAUUUAAUUUUUUUUUUUACUAAUUUUGUCUUCCCUUUUUUAAAACUACUUAAGAUAAAACCUCUGUUACACUAACUUCAUGCAAUUUGUCCAAAGAAACAAUCCUCAGAUGUAUCUAAACACCUACAUUUGGUUUAUGUUCCAGCACUUAAAGCUUACAUUUAUUCUACUGGAGCUUUGUUGACCCUUGAACUUUACAUUUACUACACAUGUAAACACUUGUUUAGCUGAUAUUGCAUGUACUGAGGCUCUCACUGAGAAAUCAGUCUUUGCAGACAGACCGAAUGAGGCAGAAGGAUGUCAAAAGGGGAUGCCAUAACGUGCUGCAUUAUAGUGUGUGAAGAAAAAGUCCCUGUCAUAGUUGUUGAGGUGAGUGACCUAUAAACAUGGGAAAUCACAAACCACCCACAGCAAACAUUAAUGUGUCAGUGGGGGGCUGAACCACAGACGUAUUUCUGUUAUGUGUCACGACAAUACUGUUUUCAUCUUAUUCAACAUAAGCUUCUUAACAACUUGUGUUCAUAGAUAUUUGUCUCAUUUUAGGGGAAAUGAAGGUAGCCAUUUAUUUCUACAUCAAAGUUAUACUAUGUGAAACUGCAAUUUGGUUUCAUUAAUUCAAUAAAAGUUUCACACUAGUUGUUAUGUGGUGCUUCUCAGUUUCAUCCCGCCUGCAAUACUCUUUGUCAUCCACAAGUGGAGCCACCUACACCACAGCCACCUUCCUCCACUCGGUCCAACCACAGUUCUCUGUGCAAGGGGGGGGAAAACUCCAUCAUAUCUUCACUACAGGGCCCAUGUAAAAGGGAAAGCCCUGUCAAUCUGACAUGUCUAUCAAAGAGAAGCAGCAGAUGAUUUUGGACACUGAGAGUGCAGCACACACUGGAAUGGAGGGUCAGUCGAGGUCCUCUCAGAAGUAUCUGCUGCUGCAGGUGUGGUGUGGUAUCCUCACUGUGGCCAUGGUGGUUAUGGCUGCGCUAGUCCUUUCCAUCAAACCCAAGUCAACUGAGGGCACAGUCACUACACUGAAGCCAGGUUCUGUCAGUCCAACAGGUCCACCAGCCAACACUGUCCCAGCUCCCUUAAAGUCUACAGGAUCCUGUCUCUCAUACAUCCAGCUGGUCAAGCCUUCGAAGAGUCAACCUUGGCAAGACUCAGACAGAAGAUGUAACUCCUGCUCCCUCAUCCUGCAUAACGACUCUAUCCACUGCACAAAGAGCGGCUUCUACUUCAUGUACGCCCAGGUCACCUUCAGCAAGCUCCAAAAGAAAAGUCAAACCGUAUCUGUGAUUCUGAAAAGAAAUGCCUCAUUUGGUAAAAGCGAACUACUUCUGGUUGAGGGGACCUUCCCGAACACAACAGUGGGCCCUGUGUGGGUGGCCAAGAUGGUCAGCCUCACAGUGGGAGACAGUGUCAGCUUAAAUAUCACAGAUGAUUUUCUAACAGGCACCGAGUUGACAUUCUGGGGUGCCUUUCAGCUUCAUUAGCACUGCGGGUCUCCGGGAUUUGUUACUGUACAAGAGUUGGGGUUGGACUGGUAUGUUAUUAGUAGGCCUAUACUAAUAUGUUUCAACAAAAGCUGUUCAUCACCUGUACUUUCUUCUCAGAUUUUGUGACGGACAUUUAACUCCAGUUUUUGCCAAAAAUAAUACUCAAAACACCAGGGAUUCAUCAGUCAUCAAAAUUGCUGGAUCUUAUUUUUUGCAGGGUAGUAAAUCAUGGAACUAGGGCUGCAACUAGCAAUUACUUUCAUUGUCCAUAUGUCUGCUGAUUAUUUUCUCUAGUAAUCGAUUAGUUGUUUGGUCUAUAAAAUGAAAGAAAAUGGUGAUAAAUAUUGAACAGUAUUUUCUGAAGCCCCAAAUAACAUCUUCAAAUGUCUUGUUUUAUCCACAACCCAAAGAUAUUCAGUUUGCUGUCAUAGAGUAAAGGACCCAGAAAAUAAUCACAUUUAAAAGCUGGAAUCACAGAUUUUUGAUUUUUUUUUAUCAAUCAAACCAAUUAAUUGAUUAUUAAAUUAGUUGGUAAUUAAAGGUUCAGGGGAUUUAGUGGCAUCUAGUGGUGAUUGCAGAUUGCAACCGGCUGAAACUUCUCCCAGCUAGAAUUACUUUAGUUUUCAUUGUCAAGGAGGUUUUAACCAGGAGCCGAAUUAUCCACAGAGGUGUCCUCCUCUCCAAUACUAGAAUUACCACCCCAUAGUUGUAUGCCUUUGCGCACCAGUCAAGUUUCUCUUACAGUUUACAUCCAUGUUUGUGAAAACAUGGAUGCUUCACUCACAUUAACAUUACCUUUUUAACCCUGACAGCGCAGAGGAUCUUUUUCUUUUUCUAAUUCAGUGUCUGACCAAAUGUUUCCCCCUCAGUUGCUAAGAUAUGACACUGAGUAAUGGCCGGAAAAGUGAUUUAUGCAGAACGUUAUGAUGUCAUAGUGAAACUGACCUUUGACCUUUUGGAUAUAAAAUGCCAUCACUUCAUUAUUUUAUCCUAUCAGACAUUUGUGUGAAGUUUUGUCAUAAUUAGCAAAUGAAUUCUUGAGUUAUGGCCAAAAAAGAUAUCCUGUGAGAUCACAAUGACCUUGGACAUUCAACCACAAAAUCAGUUCAUUCUUCAGUCCAAGUGGACGCUUGUGUCAAAUUUAAAGAACUGUUCUAAGGUAUUCUUGUGAUAUCACGUUCACGAGAAUGAGACAGAUGAGGUCACCUUGAGGUUGACCUUUGACGACCAUUUCUGCCCAAAUAACCCCCGAAAUCGCACAGACUGGACCUUUAAUUUCACAGCUGACAACUAAUCAAUUGAUUGAUUUAUACUUGCAGCUCUACAUGGAACACUAAAAUGCUAAAGGCUUCAUCAGGCAGGGUGAGGAACGACAUAUUUAGCUGAUCAAAACCUUUUAAUAAAAGGCCGCAUCUUCACAUCCUACGGACCUUUGGGCAAAAUAUUGGCAAAACAGCAUACUGUACCAGUUCAACCUUAGCAAAGUCUCUACAUUUAAGUAUGCCAGCUGGUUCUGCUUCUUAAAAUUGUGUGGUGUUUGAUGGUCUUGUAAAAUUUUAAGCUAACUGGAUUUUAAAUUAAUGCAAAGUGUGACUGUCUGAGGCAUGAAUAUGUUUGUUUUCACUGCUAUGUUCUUAUGUAAUUUAUGAAAUGUAAUAUUAUAUUGCUGUGGAGAGGAAAUAAUAAAAAUUGUAGUUUUUGA
Molecule: messenger RNA, 11048 nt
Organism: Epinephelus moara (kelp grouper)
Lineage: Eukaryota; Metazoa; Chordata; Actinopteri; Perciformes; Serranidae
Exons: 6
Coding region: 8684-9343 (219 amino acids)
Biological process (GO): immune response
Cellular component (GO): membrane
Molecular function (GO): tumor necrosis factor receptor binding
Source: RefSeq, a predicted model, not a curated record